GUACAACCCAACGUGGUGCUCUCCUCGGUUACAGCAAUCCAACCUGGGGACUGUCAAGCGGCAGAGAUGGCAUAUAAAUCGUCCCCAGUGCCACGGCUGUGGAGAGACAGCGACAAGUCGAGUCGGCUACUGUACCAUGAUGCUGUACACACUUCCCGUCCUGGCAGUGCUGGCAGCAACUGUCACAGCCACAUACGAUAAAAACAUCAAUUUCAAGAGUCCCUCUUUCGAUCACCCCUCCAUGGGUAUUGACAUGCCAAAGAUGAUGAGUAGGCACCUUCAGAAGCGUGAUUAUAAUGUCACCAUCGACCCCAGCAAGCUCAACUUCACCCACGGUGUUGCAUCUGGUGACCCUUACCCUGAUUCAGUGAUCCUUUGGACCCGCAUCUCACCACAGCUGGAGAAUGACCGCUCAAAUGUCACUGUCGCAGGGACCGUGCCUCUGUACUCUCACGAGACUGAACGCUACAUCCGCGUAUCAACCAGCCCUAUUUGUGUUGAUUACCAGGUAUCGACAAACAAGAACAUCACCGGAGGAGUUGUUAGCCAUGGUAGAGCAUAUACUACCAGCGACAUUGACUACACAGUCAAAGUCGAGGCAAAGGGGCUGUCCCCGUACACUACUUACUACUACCGCUUCAGCGUCUGUGGAUCUUCUAAGCAGAGCCCGAUCGGUCGUACCAAAACAUCGCCCACUGAGGAUGACGACGCUACUGAGCUCAGUUUGGCGGUCUUCUCCUGCAGCAACUACCCCAGUGGUUACUUCAACGCGUACGGCAACGCUGCUCGUCGUGACGAGGUCGAUUACUUCGUUCACCUGGGUGAUUACAUCUACGAGACCAGUUCUGGUGUACUUGGACGAGAUGCUCGUGCUACCAACCCCCCUCGUACUAUCUUCACUCUGUACGACUACCGCACCAGAAUCGCGCAGUAUCGCACCGAUCUUGACUUGACUCUUGCGCAUCAGAACUUCGCCUGGAUCACGACUUGGGAUGACCAUGAAGUCAGCAACAACGGCUAUCGCGACGGUUCCUCGGCUGUGAACAACACCGAGAGCUCUUUCAUCCGCAACGGCGGUGUCUCUGUAGAUCAACGCAAGAUGAACGCUGUCCGCGCUUAUUUCGAGUGGAUGCCGAUUCGCCAAGUCAACCUUGACGACAAUCUGCGCAUCUGGAGAAACUUCCAAAUGGGGAAGCUGUUCGAUCUGAUCGUCCUAGACACACGAAACUACGACCGUUCCAUCACUGACCUCAACUGGAACACCGACUACGUCACCUCCAUCAGGAACGACGCUGGUAGGUCGCUCAUGGGCUCAAACCAGGAGAACUGGUUCUACCGCACCCUCUCGGAGAGUAAGGAGCGAGGCGCUGCAUGGCGAGUAAUCGGUAAUCAGAUCGUCUUCUCGAGGGUCAACAUAUCCUCAUGGUUCGGUUCUGAGGAUGAGCCCUACAACGUUGACCAGUGGGACGGCUACACAUCGAACAGGAACAGGACCUACCAGUACCUGUACGGAAACCAGAUCGACAACACCAUUAUGCUCGCUGGUGACUCCCAUGCCAACUGGGUAUCAGACCUGCUCUGGGUCGACCCCGAGUCUGCGCCGUUUGCUUCCACUAACAACGGCAUCGACAUCCCAGCGUACAACCAAGCCACCGGAGAAGGAGCUAUUGGCGUCGAGUUCGCAGUCACAGCGGUAUCCUCAUCUGGCUUCAGCGGCAACAUCGCUGCGACCAACGCCCAAGCGCAAAAACUAGUUCGUGAUAACUCCGAGCUCAUGUGGAACGAAGGCUACUUCCGCGGCUACCUCGCGCUCCACCUCAGCGCCAAUGAAGCGCGUGCAGAGUACUAUGGUUCCCCUACCGUGCGCACGCGUAACUCAUACGAUAUUCCACUCGCCAACUUCACUGUCAAGGCGGGUGCCAACCAUCUACAGAGGCCGAUCGCGGGUGGUAGUGUCAACUCUGGGUACCUCAAGAAUGCGGAUCAGCCGGGCAAGGUUGCUGGUGUGAAUAGUACGAUCGCACUUGACACCGUCACUGGAUCGUGGGGUUCGGUGCCGAACGCACUGCUUGCCGGUGGUAACUACAUCACCUACGCGAGUACCAACAGCACGUAGAGUCUGUAGGACAUCACACGAUGUUGUGUUGCUGGAG
Messenger RNA from Macroventuria anomochaeta, 2153 nucleotides. RefSeq lists its product as uncharacterized. The record is from RefSeq and is a predicted model, not a curated record. The transcript has 3 exons. Lineage: Eukaryota; Fungi; Ascomycota; Dothideomycetes; Pleosporales; Didymellaceae. Bases 137 to 2116 code for a protein of 659 amino acids.